Molecule: messenger RNA, 1250 nt
Organism: Aethina tumida (small hive beetle)
Lineage: Eukaryota; Metazoa; Arthropoda; Insecta; Coleoptera; Nitidulidae
Gene: Fancl
Product: E3 ubiquitin-protein ligase FANCL
Exons: 5
Coding region: 54-1163 (369 amino acids)
Biological process (GO): interstrand cross-link repair; protein monoubiquitination
Cellular component (GO): Fanconi anaemia nuclear complex; nucleus
Molecular function (GO): ubiquitin protein ligase activity
Source: RefSeq, a predicted model, not a curated record
AUUUAUCAAAAUAUUCAAAUUCCUGAUUAUGUUAUUACAAUUUACGUGCAAAAAUGAGCGAUACCGACCUAGAACUGUUAAUCCAAUACCCUUUAAUACAAAAACACGUGAACAACAACGAAAUAACUUACAAAGGAAUCGUUGAAAUAAACGAUGAAGAUUUUCGAAUUGAACUAAAACAAACGCAGAAUUUCUUUAAAUUCACCGAACUGAACGACUUAAAUGGACACACAAGUGAAUUGAACACCCUUUUAGUGGACAAACGAAACGUUUUGGAUGUGCUAAGAACUUUCAAAGACUUCGUCAUUAAAACGCUGCCUAAAUGUGCCAAAAUUAACCCGGUUUCGCGUUACAGAACGGUUCUACAACAAUACAAUGAAUUUACAAAGUUUUACCUCAACUUAAAGACAUGUAGAUUGUUACCUGAUUUAACGAGGAUUUGUUUAUCAUUUACGGAUGACGGGCAACGAAUACACGGCUUGGAAAUAGCCGUCGACCCGGCGGAGAAAAUUAAUUACUUCAAGUUGGAGAACUACGAUUUGCCCAAGCAAAAAUUCAAAAUAAACUCCAACUUAAUUGUGUUGUUCGAGGAGGUUUUGGGUGUUGUUGACCAAUUGCAGCCAUAUUUCAAUUUUAUGGAUACCUUGGACAGCUCGUCGUGCGUUUUGGAUCCGCUGCAUGCUAAAAAGUGCGACAGUUAUAGGAGAAUUAACCUUGGUGAGAAUGCCUCUGUUUUGGUCACAGUGGACCCGUACAACGUUAAUCAGCGGCCCGAUUUGAAGUUUUUGGGGCCGGAACGUAUUGUUGAUUUGUACAGGAGUAGACUAAAUGAUAAUCUUGAAUCUUGGGAUUAUAACAAUGAUCCUUUUCAACAACUCUUACAUUUAUUAGGUCUGGAAGAGUUCCCUCAAAACAAUAAACAAUCAAAUUCCGAUAUGGAGUUGUUGAAGAACGACCAGGAGUGCGCAAUUUGUUAUUCAUUUAAUUUAGGACAAAAAGUUCCAGAUGUUGUUUGUAAAAAUGAGAGUUGUGAGAAUGUUUUCCACAAUGAAUGUUUGUUUGAGUGGUUGAUGUCUAUUAAUGCUAAAAGAGUUUAUUAUGAGAUUAUUGGAUCCUGUCCAAAUUGUGAAAAGCCAAUUUCUUGUAUAAAUCCACUGAACUGAACGAAGACGUUACUAGAAAAACAAUGUUUUUAUAUAUUAUACCAAAUUUUGUUAAAAUAUUUUUGAUUCAAUAAAAAUAUGUUAUCU